This is a messenger RNA of Iphiclides podalirius (scarce swallowtail), 201 nucleotides long. Lineage: Eukaryota; Metazoa; Arthropoda; Insecta; Lepidoptera; Papilionidae. The record is from the annotation of a GenBank genome assembly.
AUGGGGCUGCGCGCCGGCGUUAUUAGCCGCUCGCGAGACCCCGUGGCGCCAGUGCUGCACAUGCGCACGGCGCGCCGCCCCGUCGAUAGCGCCCCCGCCCCCGCCCCCAAUACGCCCAGAAACGGCGACUUAGCGGGCGACACCCAGGCUACUCUCGCUUACCGCUCCCGCUCUACGCCUUCAGUAAAGCGUCGUACGAAA